UUACAGAACAUCGUUAGGGUGUACCCCGUUUCGUUGGAACAGGUCUUAUUGUGCUCCAACGCUUCAACGAGGAUUGAAUCCAUUAACAAACCUAAACCAAAACAGUUUGUGCUAAAGAAAGCAUUUAGUUGCAGCAGUGUACAAAAAGUUAUUUGCGCAUAUAAACAGUAGUUGCCCUAACGUAGUUUGAGGAACAAAAUGCAUCUCAUUAAGAACAAAGCAGUGUACUUCACGCUCAUGCUCGUUGUAUUGAGCAUGUGUUUAGAUGAAACGGAAGCGCGUCGAAAGAUUCUUCGUGGACGCCGUACCAUCAACCGAACAUUCAAACGUGGACCGUUGAUUCCAGCAUGGGCCAUCAUUACGAUAGUCGCCAUCGUGAACCUACUCAUCGGCGGUAUAGCUUAUCUAAUAUUCCGAAAGGUCGUGCUCAAUGCACCGAUCGAGAACGUUACCUCGUACACGCCAGCCAUGCAGGACGAGUACAGUUCCUGAGCGGUAGAAAACUGUUCUGUAAAACACACAAAAACCCUUCCCGUAAUUUAACGACUCGUCCACAAAUUCCGCUCCACCAUGGCGCAAUUGAAUCCUACCGGUAGAAUGUAAGCACUUGCCCCAGUUGUCAUUAACCUCUGUUCCAGGAUUACAAAUCAAUAAACAUCCAGUUCAGUUUCACCAAAUUA
Molecule: messenger RNA, 680 nt
Organism: Anopheles stephensi (Asian malaria mosquito)
Lineage: Eukaryota; Metazoa; Arthropoda; Insecta; Diptera; Culicidae
Gene: hoka
Exons: 3
Coding region: 199-492 (97 amino acids)
Source: RefSeq, a predicted model, not a curated record